UCUGGUGGUCGCCGCUUCCCCUAACAAGAAAUCAUGAGUGUGGACACCCCGACCAUGAUGCUAUCGGUGCUCGAGCACCUUGCUUCCGCCGAGGGCGACUUGCCGUCGGAGUCGCGAACGCACGUGGCGUCGGCUAUCUCCAGCCUCUCUUCCGCGUUCGGCCUAAACCUGGAAGACCCAAAGCAGGUUCGCGAGCUGUCCCUGAAGCCGCACACCUUGGAGUCCAUCUUCCGCGCGGGCUGCGCCGCCCUCGGAGCCAAGAGCGCCGGCCAGCAGCUCGCCGAGCUGCAGUCCUCCGAAGCGUUCAGCCAGUUCGUCAAGGUCGUCUCCGCCAAGGGAUACUUCAAGGGGGUGGAGGAGGGCAGCGAGGGCUACGACGAGCGCAUGGCGAAGCUCGUGGCCAAGUUCAAGGCGCGCACGGAAGCGGCCAGCGGCGGGCCUCCCGUCGAAGAGGCCGGGGGGGCCUCGUCCCGCUCUGCUGCUGCUGCUCCGGCGGCGGCAGCGGCGGCGGCGGCCGCGACGAGUAGAGCGGCCGCUGCGCCGGCCACUGGAGCGAAGGCCGCGGACGAGAAGAAGGCGGAGGAGGUCAAGGGGGAGGGGAACAAGCUCUUGCUGGCCAAGGACUACGAGGGCGCCGAGGCGAAGUACACCGAGGCGCUCGAGCUGUCCCCCUCGGGGCCCAACAGCCACGUCUACCUUUGCAACCGGGCGGCCGCGCUGUGCUACCUCGGCCGCAACGACGACGCCGUCGUCGACUGCCAGGAGGCCAUCGACCUCAACCCGUCAUACGCGAAGGCGUACACCAGGCUCGGCUACGCCUUCUUCCAGUUGGAAGACUACGAAGCGGCUGUCAAGGCCUACAAGAAGAGCCUCGAAAUCGAGCCGGGGAACGCCGCAAACACCAAGAGCCUCAGGAGGGCGACCGCCAAGCUUGGCGCGGGGGGGGACGCGGACGAGAUCUCCACAAGGGGGGCGGGCGGGGGCGCCCCGGGCGCGGGCGGCAUGCCGGACUUGUCCGGCCUGGCGUCGAUGAUGGGAGGGGCCGGAGGGGCGGGGGGGGCGGGGGGCGGCUUGGCGUCGAUGAUUCAGGGUUUGGCCGGGGUUGGCGGUGGUGGCGGCGCCGGCGGAGAGGGGGGAGCCCCGGCCGGUGGGCUCGCGGGCAUGCUCAACAACCCCAACAUGAUGGCACAGGCGCAGCAAAUGAUGCAGAACCCGGCCAUGAUGGCACAGGUGCAGAACAUGAUGUCGAACCCGGCAAUGAUGCAGGGGCUCAUGGGCAUGAUGGGUGGAGGCGGGGGCGGGGCGCCGGAUAUGUCGGCGCUGGCGGGCAUGAUGGGCGGAGGCGCUCCGGGGGCGGGCGGUUCCGGGAGCAACGACGACGAAAACAACAGCUGAUAGCCCGGCCGGCCGGCCGGCCGUCUUUUUUUCUCUGCUCUUGACCAAGCGCUUCCACGGCUUGGAGGCGCGGCGGCUGUAGUCGCCCGGUAGAGUCAGCCGGCCUCCCUAACCUGCGCUGUAGAGGCGAGGCAUGACCUGUUGCUGCGUAGAGAUCGUCGUAUGCAUACGGGCCUAAGCGUCUAUUUCGGCGAACGGCCUAGAUGGGAGGGCCGACGAACUUGUGCGUUGGACCGCUCUAAUCCCCGGUCACAUGCAGGAGCUUUACAAACCGGUCGCGGGUUCGGUUUCGAGCGGUAAAAAACGGUUGCAGUUUUCAUGCCGUACUUUAAAUACCGUUGGAGAUAAGUGUCAGCGAUUGUGCGUGUCAAGGAAGUUCAGGUGGCCGUAUGCGAGACCGCGGCGGAUCCGUCGAGGUAGUUUCGCCGCAGCCUGGGACACCCCGUGUUGUAUCUAGCACUGGUCGUUUCAUCGCGAUAUCUAGCUCUGUUCGUUGCCCAUCCGGAUCUAUCUCAGUUCUUGUUUAUGUCCUUUGUGUCAAAGAGGUUGAUGAGCGCCGCUUUGUGGAGGGCAGCAGUAGGCCAGAGGUGCGGCAGCGGCACAGUUGCUCAGUGCUCGCCUGCGCCAGAAACGCGAAGCAAGACAGCAAUUCAGCGCAAAUCACAUAC
Ectocarpus siliculosus is the source of this 2063-nucleotide messenger RNA. The record is from the annotation of a GenBank genome assembly. NCBI's taxonomy places the organism in Eukaryota, Phaeophyceae, Ectocarpales, Ectocarpaceae.